AGAGCGCAAACAUGGAGCGAGCCUUUUAUAAGCGUGAACUUUCAGCAGAAUAAACAGUCUAAACUAGGCUAUAGCCUACAUUGACUUCUAAUACGCGCAAGAGUUGUAGGCCUAAUUAGAAAGUUGUAACAACUGAGUUUUAAAAAUGAGGGACCUAAUAGUGAUGGUGUUUGUUACUCUAACAUUCUUGAUGAGAGUGGGAGAAGCCAAACAUAAUGCAUACUGCGAGGGGAAUCAUUGUUUUGCUGUUUUCCAGGAUCCAGUCGAUUUUGCAACGGCUCAAAAACAUUGUGAGAGCAAUAAUGGACAAUUAAUGACAGUGCGAUCUUCGGAAUCACAAUACAUAAUUUCGAUUUUAAUCGGUAUUACAGGAGAUUACUGGAUUGGUUUGCGGUUACCGAGUGGACAAUGUCCCGACAGUGCCUCUGAUUUGCGGGGGUACAGAUGGAUAACGGGAGAUAAUUCAACAGACUUUCAAAACUGGGGGGUCAUUGACAAUGUCUGCUCUUCAAAAUGUGUCUCGGUGUCCAAAAUCGACUUGAAUUGGACAGAACAAUCAUGCGACACGGAAAUAGACGGAUACCUUUGUGAGUAUAAUUUCCCAAGUGUCUGCAAACGUAUUGACAUAAAAAGCGAGGAAUCCGUACUAUAUGAGACUACAUUUGGAUUCGAGGGAGAUGACCUACUGGUAUUGCCUAUGGGAAGCACUGCAACGGUCAACCCCUUUGAUUCCAAGUAUAUCUGUCUCUCUGAACAGUGGAUGCAAGCACCAUGGACUUGCGAUGUAUUGAAAGGUGGUUGUGAGGAUGAGUGCUUAUCGAUUAAUCAACAACCUGUAUGCAUCUGCCCACCUGGAAAAAUUCUGCAUGACAAUAAAUUUACAUGUGUUGUUGUGCAAAACGAUCCCUGCCUUCAUUUCGGGUGUGCACACGUUUGCUACCAGAAAAAUGACAGCUCCAUCGCCUGCAUGUGUCACCAUGGGUACGCACUGGCAGAAGAUGGGAAGAAGUGCAAAGAUAUUGAUGAUUGUUUCGAUGAUAGUCAGUGCCCGGGACAGAACUAUGAGUGUGUCAACAAUAUUGGUGGAUUUAAAUGCAGAUGCCAAAAUGGAUUCAAAAUGAUGAAUGACGUAUGUAUUGACGACGAUGAGUGCUACAUGGAUGGACCAUGCGAGCAUAUUUGCGAAAAUACAUUGGGCAGUUAUAAUUGCUCCUGUUUUGAAGGAUAUAUUGCAACGAGAAAAGACCCUAACAAAUGUCAACGUCAUUGUCCUUUCGAAGAGUGUCUUGCAGAAUGUGACCCAAAUGAUCCACAUCAAUGCAACUGUCCCGAGGGUUACCUGAUCGAUGUAAGAAAUGAAAUUAGAUUUUGCAUGGACAUUAAUGAAUGUGAUAAUGGUUACUGCGAACAUAAUUGCACAAAUACGUAUGGAGGUCAUAUGUGUUCUUGCUAUGAGGAAUUCGACUUGGUUGACGGAUGGAAAUGUGUUGAGAGAGAACUGUCGGAGGGUUCAGGCUUUACGACACCAUCUGAUUUUAUUACACCAAGUGUCAAAUAUCCAACUCAGCGCCCCUCAACUGUGACAGCAGGUGGUCUAAUUGGAAUAAUAGUGUGUAUUGUCAUUGUCGUUUUGGUGAUGAUAUUUUUACUCCAGCAUAUUCUUAAACGUCGCAACAAAUUGGAAGGUCCAAGUGCGCCCAAAACCCAAGGCGACGAUGGACACGAUUUGGAGCAAGUAAGGACGGAAAAGUACCCAAAACCAUCUAUGGACAGGAAUUUCAAACAAAACACUUAGAUUAUGGUAUUAUGUGUGUCAUUUUCAUUGCCAUAUAGGCAGUUCACACUCAACUAUUGGCAAUCAAUUGUUUUUUAAUUUCAUUAUACGGUAUCCAGAGUGCAGGCCAUGGCAUAUACAUGUAAAUAUCUCAUCAUCACAUCCUCACCUUGUCACACAGCAAAUGACAUAUCAGCCAACAGCCAAUAAGAAGGUAUCUUUCAAAACAAUGUGUGUAAAGAAAAAAAACAUAGCAUUUUUAUUUUCAUUAUGUGCAAAUUUUCCUUUAGCUCACUACAAGUCCCAAUCCUUUCUAAAGUGUGACCCCUUGUGGACUAUUAAAGAGACUGCUAUUUAAUUAUGCUUAUUUAAUCUUAUCGAAUAAUAGUCUGCUUUAUUUCAUGAAUUCAAUGUAUUCUCUCUAUAACCUAUUCCAGAUUUUUUUAGUGUGCAGGAUUAAGAUUUUGUCACAAUUGCAAUUCGGAUCAUUUGCUCUCCUGCUCUCAAAUACAUUGCUAUUACAAACCUUCUUUCUUUUUUAGUUAGGAAUAAUGUUAUUUUGUUCUGAGAGUCUAAUAUGAUUGAAAUAACAAGACUUUACCAUUUUGGACUGUAAUUGGAAUAAUAAUUGGCAUGUAGGCCUAAAUUGUAACGUUUUAAGCCGAAUGCCUGAUGAUCUGAUAGGGUGAUAGGUUGAUCUCAGAGGGAUUCAUCCAAUUUCACCCCUGAUUGUAUUUGGCCUACAGUAGCGCAGCCGCAGGCUAUUGGACUAUGGACUAGCCUACUAGACUAUAUGGAGUAGACUAUUGCGGCAGAAGGAAAAUUCCCCUGAUUAUACACAUUUAAUUAGCAUAAUGUGUAAUAACAAUGUAAUCUUGCAAACAACUUGAUACAGCUCUUUCCAUGAGAUACAGGAGGACAGGUUUAAUGUAAGAAUUUACUUUUCGUAGCAGGUUAGAAUUUACGCAGUAGGUUAUGAGAAUUAAUGUAGCAAGUUAUGAAAAUUAGGUUAAGGGUUAGAAAAAGGGUUAGGGUUAGAGUUAGCUAAAAUGCUAACAAAAUCUACUUUUGACAGUGGCGAGACAGGCAGAACAGGGCUGAAAGGGACGGUUACCUACGGAUCCGCAGACUCUGUCUUUCAAGAUGACGGGUUGAAUCUGUAAAACCACUGGACUAUAAAAACAACUUAAAGUCCGUAGAAGUAAGAUUACCUGAUAUACUUCAUUCUCAAACAUAGUUGGAUUCGAAAGAGUCAGUAGGUUUCCAAUAGAGUCUAACUGCAGACAUAAUCUCUCAAGCCCAUCUCUCAGGGCCUUCUCUAUACUGCCACGUACUGGUGGGACAUGUUUAGAAAUCAUGUCUUUCAGGCCCAUCAUCUCUCAGAGGCAUAGCCGCAGAAAGUACAGGUGCUGGAGGUGUGCAGAUGGUAAAACUGCAAGAAUUUGUGUUGCAAUAAAAAACUAUUAAACAA
Messenger RNA from Salvelinus namaycush (lake trout), 3245 nucleotides. Its product is annotated as thrombomodulin-like. The record is from RefSeq and is a predicted model, not a curated record. Gene Ontology annotation, cellular component: membrane; extracellular matrix; external side of plasma membrane. Gene Ontology annotation, molecular function: extracellular matrix protein binding; extracellular matrix binding; calcium ion binding. The coding region runs from base 146 to 1795 and encodes 549 amino acids. Lineage: Eukaryota; Metazoa; Chordata; Actinopteri; Salmoniformes; Salmonidae. Gene Ontology annotation, biological process: cell migration. The transcript has a single exon.